UUGACAAAAUGGGGUCGAAUUAAAGUCUACACUCACAGGCUAGUUAAGAACUCCGCAUGCUGGCCAUACGGCAUUAAGAACCGCGCCAUGGAUGUGGGCCACGGAACAGAGUUCGCGGAGACAGACAGCUGCAUGCUCCAGAUUCUCUUUACAUCGAGCUCGCUCCGACGGACUGGAACGAUUGAAUGCCAACAUCUGCCGCGGCCGUCGGAAGUCGAAGAGAGGGAGCGAGUGAGGGAAAUGGCCGUUGCCGCGGCCAUCGGCAACAUAAAUGCCAGCACGAAAUCGAGCAUGCAGACUGAACCCAUGUGUCAUCGGCACCAGAGCCAAUGGAGGGAAGGGAGGAGAGGAGAGGAGCCGGAACCCUGGCCUUGCAUUCUCAGCCUCGUCGCCCUCUGCACUUUGCAAGAAAUUGGAGAGUGAGGGCGAAAAGGUAGCUCUCAGAUCUUUCCAUGCGAAGGUGGUCACGUCUGAAAGAGGAAGGAAGGUUGUACGACACAAAUCUCUUCAAGAAAUAAGGUCGUGCUGACAGGGGACAAAUUCUGGGGAGAGCGGCUGGGCUGGGCUCGAGGUUUCAUGUCGUUGGCGUGUUCUCUUCGACGAUGAUUGGUAGUGAGUCCGAAUCUAACGUCCGGAAGUCAAAAUCGGUAUCGAUUCCGUGUCAGCUCUCUUCUCUGAGGAUGCAAGUGCGGCUUGCCGUAGACCAGGCCCUGCGUCUGCCUCGAGCAGCAUCAAAAUCAUGGCGACCUUGGGUGUGAAAUAGAGUCCAAUGCUCGAACUUUAUAGGCCUACACACAACCGAUUUGCCGCAGCGGCAGAUCGCACCUUUUGUAAGUUCCCAGCUCGUCGAUAGAGCCGCUCAAUUGGUGGGAGCGUGGAUGGAAAUAUCAGGUUUCAUAAGAAUCUACGUCACCUAUAAUGAGCUCACAAGAUUAUGCUGCUGUUGUUACUGCUGCGUAUCGGCAAGUGCUUUUGAUAUGUUCUGAGAUUAGAAUCAUCGGAUUCUCAUGCCUGCUAACAAUGCCUUCUUGGUAGAUUCGUGCUGGAAAUGAACUUCAGAUAUUCAUGCUUUCUUACCGGCUUGUCCCCCGUCGCAAUCGACCUACCGACCGACCCAAAAUGUGCAUCUUCGACGUUAAACAAUAAUUAUCUAUACUCACUUGCCCCGCGCAGGAUUUGAGAUCUCAGCUUUCUGGAUGCCAUUGGCUGCACUGAUAAACUACAAUGACUUUACAUGCGGCAUUGUAUCUUCUCCCACUACUGCCAUAAUGCAGAUAUGUAUGAUACCGGGUACAAGACCAGGAGUCAUGCGAUAUUUCCAGCUCACUGUAAAACCUCCAGCCCAUCUGCUGCUACCUCAACAGCGUAUGAGAGCGUUGAUUCCGUGCUUUGUACCAAAACGAGCCCAAAUUCUGUCUCUAACAAUAAUAAUUAACAAGCAGCGGGGGCACAAGCGAGCUACCUACAACAGCUUACAAGAGAAUGUAAGCAAAAUGAAGUACUGAGUGACUAUGAACGAGACACAGUAAGCGCAAACAGCAGUAGAUAUUUACGUUUACUGUACACUCAGAUUCUGCGAAUUGCACGGCCUUCUUGUCUUCUGGGGCUUUCAACAUUCUUCACUUUUGUCCACCAACCAGGAAUGAGGUUUAUGAGGAAAGCCAUGACAUUAUACAUGCAUCCACGCUCGUCUAGGGAAAGUGCACGUCGAUAGUUCAAGAAGAGGCUCGUUCUAGACCGACCGCUGGUAGAGCGGAAAGGUCCUAGUAAGAAACCCCAAAAGGUAAACGAGAAAUGACGUCGAGCACCUUUGCAGGAUGGAAGCAAGCAACGAAGCAACUUCUCGAGAGGCACUUUGAAUUUC
Messenger RNA from Marchantia polymorpha subsp. ruderalis, 1864 nucleotides. Lineage: Eukaryota; Viridiplantae; Streptophyta; Marchantiopsida; Marchantiales; Marchantiaceae. The record is from the annotation of a GenBank genome assembly.